CAAUCCCGUUUGACGGAAAGGGGGAAAAAAAACAAAAGGGAUGGAAACGGGCAACGUUACCCGAGCCGAGCCGACUCGUUCGGCGCGCAGCCGUCGAUGCCAACGUGAGGCGAGUGACGCAAGCACAGCGCGAACGUCGGCGCACGCGCCAGCGCGCUCUACCGGCGACCUGACCGUACCUACACAUGCGGCUCACGCGCCUGUCGACAACCGGCCCCUCGCCGCUACGUUACAUCUACCACCGACAUCUCGACGGACCUCUCUCUCUAUCUCUCUCUCUCUCUCAAAGCAUUAGAAGACAGACGAAGGGAGGGGAGAAAAAUCAGUUAACGGAACAUGGACGGAACGGAAACGGUAACCGUUCAGGGACGUCCGUCUCUUCCCAUCCGCGAAGAUUGCUGGAGCGAAGGUGCAACCCUCACCCUCAUUGAAGCUUGGGGCAGCCGUUACCUCGAGUUGAACCGCGGCAACCUCCGCCAGAAGCACUGGCAGGAGGUCGCCGAUGCUGUUAACGCUCGUCAUGGCGCCGUCAAGAAGCAGCGCCGCACCGAUGUCCAGUGCAAGAACCGGAUCGACACCCUCAAGAAGAAAUAUAAGCUCGAGAAAGCUAGGGUUUCUUCCUCCCCUGACGGAACCGUAACGUCGACGUGGCCGUUUUUCUCCCGUCUAGACGCCCUAAUCGGCCCCGCUGCCGCGUUGAAGAAACCCUCGCCUCCUCUUGCCCUUCCGUUGCCCUACCGGAAAACCCAUCCAGCUCUUCCGCAGGCCGCUGCCGUCCGUCCACUCAAAGAGAAGCGGUCGGCCACCGUCGCUGUCGACGAUGCUUUCUUCCGCCGGAAUUAUAGUGCCGCGGCGGCGGCCGCUGCGGCCGAUGUGGAUUCUGGAUCGUCGAGAUCGAGCACGGAGAGCAGGCGGCGUGAUGAUGGCGAUGACGCGGACGGGUUCCGCCAGCUGGCGCAGGCGAUCGUGCGAUUCGGUGAGAUCUACGAGAGGGUGGAGGGGGCAAAGCAGCGGCAAAUGAUUGAGCUGGAGAAGCAGCGGAUGGAGUUUGCAAAGGGGUUGGAGUUUCAGAGAAUGCAGCUGUUUAUGGAUUCACAGGUCCAGCUCGAGAAGAUCAAACGGGCGAAGAGGGCUGCUGCCAAUGGGGCGAGGCAUGUGAUCCACACCUAGGCAGUUAGGGCACCUUUCAGCUCCCUUCUACAAGUGACCACUUUGCUCGUAAUAUUUUUCUCGGGAAGUGGCUUGGAGGUUUGUCUCAGAAGGUGACUCCUUAUCGAAGUGACUGCUUGCAAAUAUGACAAUUCUUAGGGUUGUCAGGUUUAUUAUGAGGGAUUCCUCCCUUUACAGGGCAUCUUGGAUAUGGAAAGUGGUCUCCGGCAUGAAAAGUGACUUUCUGAAGGCGGAUUUAUAGGUGAUGGAUCUUGCACUAGAUUCUGGGAAGAUGUUUGGCGUGACUCUUCAUCUCUAUAUGAACGCUUUCCUUGCCUCUAUCAGCUGGCAAUCGACAAAGGAGUGAUCUCCUUUCAGGUUUAUUGCAGAUUCAGGGAUCAAGGUGUUCGGUUUCCUUGCUUUAGAGAGGCAUUAUUUGAUAAUGAAAACGAGGACUUAGCCUUUUGGGUCUUCUUUAUACUCAAUGCCCAAUAAAGGGAUAGGAACUCGUGGAGAUGUAUAGAGAGCAAUGUGUUCUUAGUGAUGUCUUUUGACUAUAUGCUGUAGGGGUUGACCAGGAUGCAGCUGGUGCCCCAAUGAAAUUCAUUUCAAGGAUCCUGGGCCCUCCUAGGUUUGUCACCAUUGGUUGGUGGGGAGGGAUAUAGUUCUUAUGACAACUAGUAGAAAUCUCAUUAUCCCGUAUGCUUGCAUCCUGUGCUUGAGAGAUGAGGAGACUCUGGAGCAUAUUUUUAUGCAAUGUGAUUUCUCCUCAGAGAUGUGUUGGGAUUCUUUUGGCCAUUUGAGAUCAACUGGGUGAUGCCAGAGAGCAUUUGAUCCUGCUUCCAAGCCUGACAGUGUGGAUGUAGAGGAAAGAAAAGAAAGACUCUGGAGAUUAUGCCUUAUAGCAGGGCUUUGGUUGGUCUGAAAGGAAAGGAAAAACAGAUCCUUUUGUAUGAACUCAAGUCUACUAUGCAGGACUAUGCUAGAAAUUGAGCCAUCUCUUGGACUUCAUUCCUUUAGUUGUUCAUUGGUUGUAAUAGGGAGUCCUUGGAGGCCUCCUGAGGGCCUGUUUCGUCUCUUUUUUAGCUGGAUGAUUUCUUUUCAUCUCUUGGCAGUCUUUUGGCCCUUUGCUCUUUCUAAUAAAACAGUGCUGCCAUUAAAAAUAAUAAUUUCCUUUGUACAUUUUUCCUAAUGCUUUCAGUUUUGAGUUUUCCCUUUACAUUUGUUUUGUGUGUAGAAAUUCUUGAUAACCAUCUUUGCAUAGAGACGCGCAGAAAAGCAUUUAUAACCUAGUUGUCAUUGACGAUUGGUGCUGAACCGGGCUGGUGUGAGAUACUUGUUGCACAGACAUUGUCAUAUGAUAGGGUGUGUACAAUCCUGGUUGUACGGCUUUCUUUCAAAUGUUUAGAUCUACUCCUGCUGAACACUUGAAAAUCUGUUUAUGCAUAUCCUUUGUCAUUAAGAUGACAGUACUUUUGAGUGCUAAUGCUAAAAAAAAUCUCCUUAUGGAUCUGCCCUUGACUAGGAUUUAUUUGUUCUUUAAUGGCAAUAUCAAACUAUGUAAAUCAUGAUCACAGUAGCUCAGCUCAGUAUAAUUGAUUUGAAAUUUUCUCCUACUUUUUUGUAUUUCAGAUAGUUAUUUGUAGUUAGCCAUGUGGAAUGAAGCUUUGCAACUGGAUGCUGUUCCUGCUUGGGCAUAU
This is a messenger RNA of Magnolia sinica, 2849 nucleotides long. RefSeq names its product trihelix transcription factor ENAP2-like. The transcript has 2 exons. Gene Ontology annotation, cellular component: nucleus. Gene Ontology annotation, molecular function: transcription cis-regulatory region binding. NCBI's taxonomy places the organism in Eukaryota, Viridiplantae, Streptophyta, Magnoliopsida, Magnoliales, Magnoliaceae. The coding region runs from base 337 to 1170 and encodes 277 amino acids. The record is from RefSeq and is a predicted model, not a curated record.